AAGAUAAGCUCACGGACGACGACGACGACGACGACGACAACGUACGCCCAAGGAAGGAAGCCAGAAUGGCGGAAAAGUACCCAAAGAUAUGCCCUGGGGGCGGGCUCAUCAUCGCUUGGCAGCUCAAAGGAAAGAAGGUUCUCUUGGUUGGCGGUGGAAAUGUGGCAGCUGGUCGACUGGUCAACGUGAAAGACGCUGAUGCGCAUCUGACUGUCAUGUGCCCGCACUCUGGCCUGGGCGCCGAGAUGAAGCACCGCAUCUUCGAGGAGAAGGUCGUCGACGCCUACCUCGACCAGACCUUUUCAGUCGAAAACGGCGAUGCUCUCGUCGAGGGCUACGACAUGAUCCUGACGGCCAUUGACGAUAGCGACCUCUCUCGCUCCAUCUGCGAGCUGGCUCGUCGGCACAAGAUCCCAGUCAAUGUCGCGGAUGUGCCGCCCGAAUGCGACUUCUACUUUGGCAGCCUGAUCAGGAGGGGCCCACUGCAGGUCAUGGUAUCCACCGGCGGCAAGGGGCCCAGGAUCGCCGCGUCGACGCGAGCGACAAUCGAGCGGGCUCUACCAGAGAACAUCGGCCCGGCCAUCGAGAAAGUCGGUCAGCUUAGAGCGAUGCUGCGCAAGAGGGCUCCGGACCAGAAGCAGGGUCCAAAGAGAAUGAGGUGGAUGAUCGACGUCUGCGAUGCAUGGACGGUGGACGAGCUAGCGACGAUGACGCCCCACGAGAUGGAUCAAAUCCUCGAAGGGUGGGAGGCAGGCAAGAUAAAAAACGCUCGUCAGGUUAGGGGAUGGGCCUGGUGGGCCGCCCCAAGCUGGCAAGGAAGCAAAAAGGCCCUCUUCGGCACUUGCCCCGUCGUGGGCUAUCCUUCGCCUUGGUCAGCAGGGAUCGGAGGUGCCUUCGCGGGCGCUGCUGCUGCUACUGUAUUCUUCGCGGCAACGAGUCGCCUGCGCAGGUAGACUAAGCUUUCACUCUUCAUUUCCCUUGUACCAUCAUCAUCAUCUUCCUUUUCUUCAGCACCAUGUCCAAUGAGAAAUGGCCGUGAU
Acaromyces ingoldii is the source of this 1040-nucleotide messenger RNA. Its product is annotated as siroheme synthase middle domains-like protein. The coding region runs from base 66 to 953 and encodes 295 amino acids. Gene Ontology annotation, molecular function: precorrin-2 dehydrogenase activity; protoporphyrin ferrochelatase activity. The transcript is spliced from 2 exons. Gene Ontology annotation, biological process: siroheme biosynthetic process. The record is from RefSeq and is a predicted model, not a curated record. NCBI's taxonomy places the organism in Eukaryota, Fungi, Basidiomycota, Exobasidiomycetes, Exobasidiales, Cryptobasidiaceae.